Messenger RNA from Arvicanthis niloticus (Nile rat), 1183 nucleotides. RefSeq names its product colon, intestine and stomach enriched 1 (gene Cist1). NCBI's taxonomy places the organism in Eukaryota, Metazoa, Chordata, Mammalia, Rodentia, Muridae. The record is from RefSeq and is a predicted model, not a curated record.
AUGGCGGGCUUCCGGCUACUGUCCCUGGCGCUGGCUCUGCUGCUGCUCGCCAGACCCAGCGACUCUUCGGUCAUCCUUGCAUGCACAGGUGUUGCUUUUACACUAUUCUGGGAGAGCAUACUCAUAGUGGACUCCUUAGAUCCAAGGACAAGCUCUGCCCCCACCUCCUUAAGUCCAGAGACAACCCCUGAGCCCACCACUCCAAGACCAGAGGAGACAAUCCCUGAGCCCACCACUCCAAGACCAGAGGAGACAACCCCUGAGCCCACCACUCCAAGGCCAGAGACAACCCCUGAGCCCACCACUCCAAGGCCAGAGACAACCCCUGAGCCCACCACUCCAAGGCCAGAGACAACCCCUGAGCCCACCACUCCAAGACCAGAGGAGACAACCCCUGAGCCCACCACUCCAAGACCAGAGGAGACAACCCCUGAGCCCACCACUCCAAGACCAGAGACAACUCCUGAGUCUACCCCCACAAUUCUGGAAACAACUCCAGACUCCACAGCUCCGAACCCAGGCUCAGCCUCCCCAGAGCCAGAGACAGCCUCUCUCCCCAGCUCUGGGUUCCCCAGUUCCGAGCAGACCACCACAUCCCAGUCCACGAACUUGGCUCCACAAGGGUCACCCACUGCAUCCAGCCCAGGCCUGAAUGCAGGCAGCCUCUGGAUUCCCACAUCACACAGGAACCCUGGUGUGGUGAUUGCUGUGUGUCUGCUAGUGUCUGUCUUACUCAUUGGCUCUGUGUUCAUCGCUGUGAGACAUUAUAAUCGAGAUGUGCCAGCUUUUCAUAAUCUGGAUACAGUAUCCAUGGGCAGUGUGAGCCAGAGGCUGCCAUUCGCUGAGCGCCUACAGUCGUGACUCUGAGAGGCCUAGAGAUAUGGUGGAGGUGACACCUGGAAAAAACAGUGUCUGGAAUCCCCCCCCCCAUCCUGACCCCCUAGGGAUCAGUGGCAAGGAGGACAGCUGGAGCACAGGAGUUUCAGGCCAGUUUGGCCCACACAUCUAGUAUCCAACUCAGAAAUUAAAUCAACCCAGGUGUCCACUCCUGUCACCCCUGCACUUGGGAGGUAGAGACAGGAGGAUCAUGUGUUCAAGUCCACCCUCAGCUACAUAGGGGAUAGCCUGGGUUAUAAGAGACUCUAUCUUUUUAAAAAAUGGGGGGCGGUUGCUGAAGAGAUGG